Cannabis sativa is the source of this 1092-nucleotide messenger RNA. Its product is annotated as fasciclin-like arabinogalactan protein 11. The record is from RefSeq and is a predicted model, not a curated record. The coding region runs from base 138 to 893 and encodes 251 amino acids. The transcript has a single exon. NCBI's taxonomy places the organism in Eukaryota, Viridiplantae, Streptophyta, Magnoliopsida, Rosales, Cannabaceae.
AUACCCUUCUCAAUUCAAAUCUCAAGAUAUAAAAACACCACCUUAUACUAUAAUAUACCAUCUCAAACUCCUAAUCCCCUUUUCCUCUAAACUUGUUCAGCUUUCCUAUUCGUUGGUAGUGUAAUAACCAAAACAAAAUGGAGAAAAUCACAAGAUUAGCUCUACUAAUAACCACAGCCAUUUUCUUCCUUUGCAAACCUAUCUCAGGCCAAAGUCCGGCGAAGUCACCGGCGCCAGGAGGCCCUGUUGACAUAAUAGCUGUUCUUAAAAAAGCAGGGCAAUACACCACAUUCAUCAAGCUUCUAAAGGGUACCCAAGUAUCUGACCAAAUCAAUUCCCAACUUAGUGGUUCAAGUCAGGGCAUUACAGUCUUUGCACCCACCGACUCAGCCUUCUCUAGCCUCAAGACAGGCACUCUCAACUCCUUGACCAGUGAACAACAACUUCACCUAGUUCAGUACCAUGUCCUCCCAGCCUUUUAUACCAUCUCCCAAUUCCAAACUGUCUCCAACCCAAUUCAUACCCAAGCUGGUAAUAGCGAAAAUGGCCAGUACCCACUUAAUGUAACAACCUCGACUAGUAACCAGGUCAACAUUACUACUGGUGUGGUCAAUGCUACCGUCAGUAAUACCGUCUAUACUGAUGGCCAGCUUUCAGUAUUCGAAGUCGACCAAGUUUUGCUUCCUUUAGAUAUUUUUGGAACGGCUACAGCUCCGGCACCGGCGCCCGUGGCUGAUUCUAAGCCUGUUAAGAGUGUUGACCAAGAUUCCGAUGAUGCUCCGGCCAAGUCUAAGGGCCCCGAUGAUGAUGACGAUUCUGGUGCUUUGGGCCUCAAAUCAGGCUCAAUCGGUGGGCUUUUAUUUGUUGGAGCAGCUCUUCUUGCCGUCUUUUAAUUUUUUAUUUUUAAUUUUUGAAUCCUUUUGUGUGGCAUUGGAACAAUUGCAAUUCCCUUUUGAAGUUUUAUUGAUUGAAACCAUUAUUCUUUUUCUACAAUUAAUUUUGUCUGGCUCACUAGAGUUACUUUGUAAGAAAAAACUAAAAUAAUGAUAAAUCCAAGUAGAUAAAUAAAAAUAAAAAAUAAUUAAGUUCUUU